UAAACUCGAGUUGGAAGAGGCGAGUCGGGUCUCAAAAUGGAGGGCCAUGAUCCUAAGGAACCAGAGCAGUUGAGAAAACUGUUUAUUGGUGGUCUGAGCUUUGAAACUACAGAUGACAGUUUAAGAGAACAUUUUAAGUGGUGGAAAUGGGGCACACUCACAGAUUGUGUGGUGAUGAGAGACCCCCAAACAAAAUGUUCCCUGGUAUUUGGUUUUGUGACUUAUUUUUGUGUUGAAGAGGUGGAUGCAGCAAUGUGUGCUGGACCACACAAGGUUGAUGGGAGUGUAGUGGAACCAAAGAGAGCUGUUUCUAGAGAGGAUUCUGUAAAGCCUGGUGCCCAUUUAACAGUGAAGAAAAGCUUUGCUGGUGGUGUUAAAGAAGAUACAGAAGAAUAUAAUUUGAGAGCCUACUUUGAAAACUAUGGCAAGAUUGAAAUCAUAGAAGUUAUGGAGGACAGGCAGAGUAGGAAAAAAAGAGGAUUUGCUUUUGCUGCUUUUGUAACUUUUGAUGAUCAUGAUAUAGGUGAUAAAAUUGUUGUUCAGAAAUCCCACACUAUUAAUGGGCAUAAUUGUGAAGUGGAAAAGGCCCUUUCCAAACAAGAAAUGCAGUCUGCUGGAUCACAAAGAGGAGGCGAUGGUGGUGGAGGUGGCAGCAGAGGUAAUUAUGGAGGAGGUGAUGGUGGAUAUAAUGGAUUUGGAGGUGAUGGUGGCAACGAUGGUGGUGGUCCUGGUUAUAGCAGUAGAGGAAGCUAUGGUGGUGGUGGACCCGGAUAUGGAAACCAGGGUGGUGGAUAUGGUGGCGGUGGUGGAGACGAUGGUUACAAUGAAGGGGGAAAUUUUGGUGGUAACUAUGGUGGAGGUGGAAACUAUAAUGAUUUUGGAAAUUACAGUGAACAACAGCAAUCAAAUUAUAAACCCAUGAAGGGAGGCAGUUUUGGUGGAAGAAGCUCGGGCAGCCCCUAUGGUGGUGGAUAUGGAUCUGGUGGUGGAAGUGGUGGAUAUGCUAGCAGAAGGUUCUAAAAACUCAGCAGAGAAGGGUUGAAUGAGAACCCUUCUUGCCUAAUUGAGGAAUGUCUUUCCUACCAUCUUAAAUACAAAGGUUUCUGGCUGGGUAAGGUUUGUAGCUCACAGUAAAACCUGAUGACACCAUUUGUUUCCCUGCAAAUUUAUAUUACACAUUUAAAACUACUAGGUACAUUAGUAAAAUUGUUCAGCUGAAACUUGAUUUUGGAAC
Myotis myotis is the source of this 1234-nucleotide messenger RNA. Its product is annotated as heterogeneous nuclear ribonucleoprotein A3-like. NCBI's taxonomy places the organism in Eukaryota, Metazoa, Chordata, Mammalia, Chiroptera, Vespertilionidae. The coding region runs from base 37 to 1020 and encodes 327 amino acids. Gene Ontology annotation, molecular function: RNA binding. The record is from RefSeq and is a predicted model, not a curated record. The transcript has 2 exons.